Messenger RNA from Alnus glutinosa, 255 nucleotides. Its product is annotated as VQ motif-containing protein 1. The coding region runs from base 1 to 255 and encodes 84 amino acids. The transcript has a single exon. The record is from RefSeq and is a predicted model, not a curated record. NCBI's taxonomy places the organism in Eukaryota, Viridiplantae, Streptophyta, Magnoliopsida, Fagales, Betulaceae.
AUGACCAGCACUAGGAAGCCGAUGAAGGUUGUGAUAAUCAACACCCAUUACGUAGAAACUGAUGCAACCAGCUUCAAAUCUGUCGUGCAAAAGCUGACCGGCAAAGAUUCCACGUUAGCGAAUGAUCAGCAAGAGUCAGAGAGCAGGAUUUUCAGAGAAAGAAUUUUGAUGACAGCAGAUUCGACGACGUCCUUCAAGGAGUUUGAUAGAUUGCUUAGGGAGAUGCCGCCAUUAAUACAUGAGCUAUGGGAAUGA